UGGCAAAAUAAUUAGAUGCGUGUGCGUGUUCGAUUUCCCUUAAAAAAUAUGAUAACAAAAUCUGGUUUGCUAGGUUCGUGCGAAGUGUUCUUCGAAGAAGGUCGGCUCUAAAAUUCAAUAGUAAAAACAAGAUGACUUUGUGGGAGCAACUUCAGUCGCUGCAAGGAGAAGACCAGGCCAAAAUUGGUGAACUUCUCGGGAAGUAUGCCGUUGAGCUCGAGGUUCAAUCCCAUUUGGCUGCCUGGCUCGAGCACCAGCCCUGGGGUGAAGCUAUUGAUGGUAAUGUGCCUGAACAAGAGCAAAAGGCACAAGAGCUUUUGCAGAAUCUUGUGGAAGCUCUCAGACAGAAGGCUAAGCAGGUCACAAAUGUUGGAAGACCAUUGGAGUCAAUGAUCUUAGUAAAUAAACUAAAUGAGAUUGCUAAUAAUGUGGAGAUGAAAUAUCGCAAUAACGUGACUGGUCUUGCUAUGACAAUAAAUCAACUUUUGUUUGAAGAAUCACAACUUCUUAUGAUGAGUCAGGAGCAGUUGGUUGAUGGCAUGGAUGGAACUGAUGAAGCCCGACAAUCAGAGUUCAUUGCCACUGUGCUUACACAGAAUUCCCAGGAAAUGGAAAACGUUGUCAAAAAUUUAGAACAGGAGAAAGAAAGUUACGUUAUCCAAUUUGAGGAGACACGAAACAAAAUUGUCUUACUGGAAGGGAAGUACCGGGAACUUCAAAAUAGUACAAUUGGAGAACCAUCCAAGAAAGAGGAGAGUUUGCGGCAGUGCAAGGGGAAUAUGGAGAAAAUGUGGGCCUCCAUAAAACAACAUGCAGAAGAGUUGCUUUCUCGGCGAAAUGAUGCCAUAGAAAAGCUUAAGAUACAACUUGAGCAUUUUCAAGAGUAUCAAAAAAGCGUUCUCAAUGAGAUUGGAAACUGGAGAUUUCAACAAAAAUUAGCUCAUUGUGGUUAUCCAGAACCAGGGACCCUGGAUGAAGUAAAAAAACAUUGCGAAUCCCUAGCUGAGCUGGAAUGGCGUGGUUAUACGCAUACAACCCAGGUGGAGAAUCUUUUCCUGCAAGUUUUGCAGAACAAUCCUAUGGAGCUGAAUCGCAUGACAGAGCUGAAAAAUGCAUACAAAAACCUGUUGACACAGCUUAUUCAAGGCGCGUUUGUCAUUGAAAAACAGCCCCCCCAGGUUUUGAAAACGCAAACGAAAUUCACCUCAACUGUCAGACAUCUCAUUGGUAGCAAACUGAAUAUGCAGAUGAGUAAGCCGGAAGUGACUGCCACAAUCAUAACGGAGAGGCAAGCAGAGGAGUUGCAUCGGACUGGUACAUGGAAAUCUCAGGGCCAGGAUGAAAUUUUGAACAACAAAAAGGUGAUGGAAUAUAUUCAAGAGAAGGAUUCCGUCGUUGCCGAAUUUAAAAACAUGUCUUUGAAGAAAGUUAAUCGGCAGGGCAAGAAAAACACAGAGCGUGUCAUGGAUGAGAAAUCCACGCUUGUUUUUCAAGCUCAACUGCAUAUAGGCGGUGAAAAGUUCCCAGUUAUGCAACUGUCGUUACCAGUCUCCGUCAUUGUCCACGGAAAUCAACAGCCCGAGGCUGAAGGAACGAUAUUCUGGGAUAAUGCCUUCUCAGUGAUUGAGCGCGUUCCCUUUGAAGUUUGUGAAGUCGUGACUUGGGCACAGUUUACAAUGGCAUUAAAUAUGCGAUGGUCUUUGGCAAACGGUCAUCCUUUGAAUGAUAAUCAUCUUGACUACCUUGCUUCGAAGUUAUAUGGAGAAAAACCUAUGAUGGAAGGUUACACUAACCAUCAGUUGAAGAAGGAACAUUUUAACAAGGAUAAUCUUCCAGACAGACAGUUCACAUUCUGGGUCUGGUUCUAUUCCGUUUUGGACCUUGUAAAGAAAAACUUUCAACAGGAAUGGCAGGAGAGUCUUAUCUUGGGAUUUAUUGCGAAAGACGAAGCCAGGGAAAUUUUGCUUCAAAAACCUGUUGGAACAUUUUUGCUGAGGUUCAGUGAUGGAAUUUUGGGUGGAAUCUCAGUUGCAUAUGUUCUUGUGAAUGAACAAGGCAACUUGGAUGUGUGGAAUAUUGAGCCAUGGAGCUAUAAAGAUCUUGGAAGACGGAAUCUUUCCGACAGAAUAAAAGAUCUCGAAGAACUUCAGUAUUUGUAUCCGGACGUGCCCAAAGAUGAUGCCUUUGGAAAAUUUUACUCCAAAAUCGAAGAAAGACCACACGACGGUCCGCUUGAUUACGUGAAAUCAAACUUGACAUGCAACGUUUCAAGAGCCAAACAAAAUAGAGGUGGUAUCGGUUCUCCGAUGGGAAUGCCCGGUAGUCCCGAGUCUUUUAUGGACCCAAGUUCUCCUUUAGCAAGCGAAAGCUUCCUGUCUGAUAGAUUGGCAGAGAGCACUGAAAACCCAUUAGAAACAAUAGAUUUGAAUUCGAUCGUGUUUCCAGACCUUUUAGACAUCGAAGCGAUCAUGGAUAUAAACCUAGAACAGAUCAUGGAAAAUUUGCAAGUGGCCAGCUAAUAUUUGUAAAACCUGAAGUACAUGCCUCGGCCCUCCGUCAUGGAGUCUUAAAUCAAGAAAGUAAUAAUGGUAUAUAUUCUCCCCAGGUGGGAUUGCAAUUGUAAUCUGUUUUCCAUAAAAGUAUCUCAGGAACUCCAAGUAAUGGAGAUAUAAUCUUAGCAGUCUAAUAAUACCCACAGCAGAGGCAUGCCUACUGCUAAUGUGUAACAUCAUCGUACAUAUACUUGGUGUUAAGUCGAUAUAUGCAGAAUACAUAUACACUUUCCGUCAUAUUUAUAACGAAGGUGCGUUGUGGUAUUUCUACGGCAUGUAAGAAUCCGACGCGUAAAACGUUUCAUCUGCAUCUUUGUCUUUUAGAGAAAGCCCGAAAGAUGUAAUUCUUAUAAUUGCAUUUUGAUGUUAUUUCAAAUCGCAAUUCCAUGUAUUUUCAGUAAUUAUAAUUCAUUUCAAGUAAUUAUAAAGCACGAGUCUAGGCUUCGCAAGUUUAAAUUGUGAGAGUUUACAAAGAGAAAUGAUACCUUGUGUAUAGGACUGUGUAUAUAUAAUAUAUAGUGACACCUUGUGUACUAUAUAUUAUAUAUGACACCUUGUGUAUAGGACUGUGUUAUAUAAUAUAUAGUUUCGUCAUUAAAUUAUUUAUUCUCUUUACCAUAUCUCAAAAGUUUAAACUUGCGUACAUCGUUGUUCAAAUUCUUUCAUUCAAAAUUUAUCAAAGCAAAACCAUAGAUUGAUCACAAUGACAUUCAGCCGCUUAUAAAAAGGAAUCCGAUGCGACUGGGUUCACUUGUUACAAUCCCGCCAUGCGAUGUGCUUCUGUUACUUAAUCAAUAUUUUAAACAAUGCAAGCUUGCCUGCUUUACCGGGUCCACUGGUAUAUAUCUAUGUUUUAGCUAUAGCUGAAUGAGCAAGAAAAAGUCUGACAUUUUAGUUUGAAUAAAGAACAAAUGUUUUUGCUAUUAGUUUUAAGAUGAGCGAUUGGUUUUAUUGUAAUAAAAUAAUAAUUAUGUUUAUAUUUUCAUACAUUCAUUAGGCAUGAAUUAGUUGAUUAAAAUGUAUAAUCAAA
Molecule: messenger RNA, 3582 nt
Organism: Dendronephthya gigantea
Lineage: Eukaryota; Metazoa; Cnidaria; Anthozoa; Malacalcyonacea; Nephtheidae
Product: signal transducer and activator of transcription 5A-like
Exons: 28
Coding region: 132-2519 (795 amino acids)
Biological process (GO): regulation of cell population proliferation; cell surface receptor signaling pathway via JAK-STAT; regulation of transcription by RNA polymerase II
Molecular function (GO): RNA polymerase II cis-regulatory region sequence-specific DNA binding; DNA-binding transcription factor activity, RNA polymerase II-specific
Source: RefSeq, a predicted model, not a curated record